ACAGGAAUUUACUCGGAUAUACUUGUUAAUUGUAACAUUCGUAUUUCAAUUCUCUGUAUAACUUUACGUACUUACUUUGAUUUCACAUAAUCUACAAUUCUUGUCAAAAAGCAAUCACUUCACAUACUCAUCAGAGCUUCAACCACAAGAUACCCCACCAUUCCAGUAAACAGCAUAACAUUCAUUUCAUCCUCAUCUAAGCUUACAUCUAAAUUCUUCCGACUUAAACAUCUACACAUCUCUUCCCACAACAUACACCCAAACAAUGAGUCUAAAAGAUGUACACCUUCUAGCCGGCAAAACGGCCGCCAUAACCGGCGGAACAACAGGAAGUUCGUUCCCCAAUUUCAAAACACCCUUCCAGAUCUCCCCUCAACUAACACACCUCUUUCACUAGUCGGUCGCGCAAUUACCCUUUUGUAUCUUCGUCAAGGCUGUAAUGUAGCAGUCAAUCAUCUAGGUCUCGAUUCCGAUAUUCCUCAUCUGGAAUCCCUUCAUAAAGAGGCUAAAUCUCUCUUGCGGGAAGAUUCGCAAGCGGGGAGUUUGUUGGAUGUACCAGGAGAUGUUAGUAAACCGGAGACGGGAAAGGAGUUGGUGGAGAAGGCGGUGGGGAAAUGGGGACGGUUGGAUAUUUUUGUUAGUAAUGCGGGGGUGUGUCGGUUUGCGGAGUUUUUGGAGUGAGUUUUCUCUUGGGUUUUUAGUUGCCUGUCUUUGGCGGGAGGGUGGGGAGGAGAGUAGAGGGGAUGGGAAUAAAGUGAUUGAAAACUAACAAAAAUACAAAAGACUAGAACCCGAUCUCUUCACCCACACAGUCCGCACCAACCUCGACGGCGCCUUCUACACCUCCCAAGCCGCCGCCCGUCAAAUGUCCGUCCAAUCCCCCCCAGGCGGCUCCAUAAUCGCCAUCUCCUCCAUCUCCGCCCUCGUAGGCGGUGCCCAACAAACCCACUAUACACCCACCAAAGCGGGCGUCUUAUCCCUCAUGCAAAGCAUGGCGUGCGCGUUGGGUAAAUAUGGAAUUCGUUGUAAUGCACUCCUACCCGGGACUAUUAGGACGCAGUUGAAUGAGGAGGAUUUGAAGGAUGAGCAGAAGAGGAAAUAUAUGGAAGGACGGAUUCCGUUGGGACGGACGGGAGUUCCGGGGGAUUUGGCGGGGCCGGCGGUUUUUUUGGCCUGUGAGGACUUGAGCGGGUAUGUUAAUGGGAGUGGACUUUUGGUGGAUGGGGGUUUGUUUGUUAAUUUGCAGUGAGGGGAAUGGAAGUGAAGGAAAUAUAUAAUAGAUAAAGAACUCGUAUUAGCUCAAUCCAACAGCUUUGAUAUAUCGAGACCUUAUAUCUUAUAUCUUUUAUGUUAUACAAUGGAACUAUUUGUAUUCAUAUUCCUCUAUAUUGAAACAAAAUAUUC
Molecule: messenger RNA, 1404 nt
Organism: Sclerotinia trifoliorum
Lineage: Eukaryota; Fungi; Ascomycota; Leotiomycetes; Helotiales; Sclerotiniaceae
Source: the annotation of a GenBank genome assembly